GAGGUGCCGGCUAUCCGUUCCCACUUUUAUACGCGUGGUCGAUACCUCAUAAUGGGGCUGGUGGUCACAUUUCCCAGAACCAGAUGUACGUUGAGAAGCUUUCUCCGGCAUACGGCGCUUGGAAACAGACACUGAUUUUCAUGAUCCAUGGAAUGGCACAAACCGGCACGAACUUUCUCAACAAACCAGAUGGCACUCGUGGCUGGGCUUCGCAAUUCAUCAGCCAAGGCUAUGAGAUUUAUAUCGUCGACCUGACCUCGCGAGGCCGUUCUGCCUCGACCGGCAGCCAGACCCAGAAGGUUAUUCCCUCUGAGAUGGUUGAGAUGGCGUUUACUGCAACCAAGCAGUAUAUGCUUUGGCCUCAAGCUAUCAAUCAUACUCAAUGGCCUAGAACCGGUGUUAAAUACGACCCGAUCUUUGAUGCUUUCUACACCUCUGAUGUUCAGUUCAUAGACGACGCCGUUUAUCAGCAGAGUUUUGUGCAAGAGGCGGGCGCAACUCUUCUGGACAAAAUCGGGAAGCUUGUCAUUCUCCUCGACCACAGCCAGGGCAGCUACAUGCCUAGCUUUAUUGCUGACAAACGGCCUCAUCUGACCAAUACACUGGUGCUUGUUCAGCUGGCAGGCCCAGCUUUCAAAGACGAAAUCUUCAACUUGGGUAUGAAGAACCCUCGUUGUUGGGGCUUGUGGGAUAUUCCGCUUACUUACGAACCUCCUGUCACCGACCCCAAGGAUGAAAUUAUUCAGCAAGUUCAUCCUGCAAGGGACAACAUCUCCGCGCAAUGCAUACUUCAGUCUGAUCAUCCUGAGCCGCGAAAGUUAGCUAAUUUCCAGGAUGUACCUAUUCUUGUCGUCACCAGGGAUGCGCACUUCCACGCUACGAACGAUUACUCUUCAGUUGCUUAUCUGCGCCAAGCUGGUUGCAGUAAGACUGAACACAUGGAGCUUGGGAACAUUGGUAUUCAUGGUAAUGGGCAUAUGCUCUCCAUGGAGAAGAAUAGUGCUCAGAUUCAGGAAGCUAUUGAGGAUUGGCUCCGUCGAGUGUAGACUGAGCAACCAUCUUGCGUUGUAGCCCUGAUUUCCUGAGCGGAUCUCGGGCCUAAGGAUUCAUGUUUAUUACUGGGAGUAGUUUAGUCAUGCAAUCUGUGAUACACCAGAAAAUCGCACCCUCAGCGGUAGAAUAUUGGAGCGCAUUGCAGAGAUACCCUAGUGAGCCGGAUUUCCUCCGAGUAAAUCCGGCCGAUCAUCAGCGUGGCCGGGAACCCUAUCAAUCGCACAGAUUUAUCUUCAUUGCCACACAUAAUAAAGUCAAGGUUUUCUCAUGGUAACGCAUUUCUCAA
Messenger RNA from Colletotrichum godetiae, 1339 nucleotides. Its product is annotated as Alpha/Beta hydrolase protein. Lineage: Eukaryota; Fungi; Ascomycota; Sordariomycetes; Glomerellales; Glomerellaceae. The record is from RefSeq and is a predicted model, not a curated record. Bases 84 to 1046 code for a protein of 320 amino acids. The transcript has 2 exons.